GGUAGUGACAAGUGCUAAGGAGAAAAAUUAUAUAAAAAGUGGAGAAAGGACUGGUGUGGAACCUGUAGUGCAAUUUUACUAAGAAAACGAGGGAACCCCAAGUGUAGCAAACUGAAUCAGGGAAGGGCCUGUGAGUCUCUGUUCUGACAGAAACAUAAACAAAGGAAGGUUUUGGUUUGGGAAGAAAGAAGGAAGUAAAACGCAUGAUAUCUUAAAUAAUUCUGUUACUUUUUCAAUUCGGAAAAAAAAUACAGACAUUGUGAGGUUUAAGACAAACAUUCGUCUCUAGGGGAAUUCUCACCUCAGCUUCUCUGGGGAGACAGUGUUUUCCGCCCCCGAACAGCCUCUGAUUCGCUGGGUGGAGGCGCUACUCUGUGCCUAUUGGUCCUCGUGCCUGUCCCCAGAAGGACGGCCAUCUCGAGUCCCGCUCCCACCGCGGUACCUUGUGGGAAUUGUAGUCACCACUCUGCUCCGACUGGUCGCUAGAGUUUUUGCCCUCUGUUCCCGGCCCCUCAGGCAGCACCCCAGGUGGGCACACGCUCAGGCACUGCUUCUGUCCCGCGCUCCCUCCCUCUGUCUUUCACUUCCCAGCUGCCAAGAUCUUGGAAGCUUUGAAGCUCAGCAAAGAAGGGGAUCCACUGAGAAUAGUCUGUAAAGGUAUCCCAAAUUGCCUGCCUGCCUAGACCCUGGGUAAAAGCCUUGUGCAUCCUGCCACUGAGCACUGAAGAGGUAACAGUCAUCAGAGAGAUUUCAACUGUGAGAAAAUGUCAUUCCGAUUUGGCCAACAUCUCAUCAAGCCCUCUGUGGUAUUUCUGAAGACAGAACUGUCCUUUGCCCUUGUGAACAGGAAACCUGUGGUACCAGGACAUGUCCUCGUGUGUCCCCUUCGGCCAGUGGAGCGCUUCCGAGAUCUGCGUCCCGAUGAAGUGGCUGAUUUGUUUCAGGCAACCCAGAAAGUCGGCACUGUGGUGGAAAAGCAUUUCCAGGGGACUUCUCUUACCUUUUCUAUGCAGGAUGGCCCCGAAGCCGGACAGACUGUGAAGCAUGUUCACAUCCAUGUUCUUCCCAGAAAGGCUGGAGACUUUCACAGGAAUGACAGCAUCUAUGAUGAGCUCCAGAAACAUGACAAAGAGGAGGAGGACUCCCCAGCCUCGUGGAGAUCGGAGGAGGAAAUGGCAGCAGAAGCCGCAGCACUGAGGGUCUACUUUCAGUGACGCAGGCAUGAAAAGUAAUGUGAACAAAUCCCAAGGCAUGAGGAAGUGGGCCUCGUUCUCUAGGACCCUGCGGCGUUGGAAAUGAAGCUGAGCAGACUUUAUUACAUCCUACAAUUCUGCAACCUUUUGCAAAGCAUUUUAUUACACUUGUGGAAGUCAACAGGGUUACAUUUCAAUCAUGAUGACUGACAGGCUAACUUCAAAACAACAGCAUCGGCAGCCUUCCACACUUCCUGGUCUGUCUACUUAGAACAGAACCCUUCCUGAAUUGUUCCUUGGCCUGGGUGGAAAUAAAAUGGUAGUUAAAAUAUU
Phyllostomus discolor (pale spear-nosed bat) is the source of this 1526-nucleotide messenger RNA. It is a transcript of the gene FHIT, whose product is annotated as fragile histidine triad diadenosine triphosphatase. The transcript has 9 exons. The record is from RefSeq and is a predicted model, not a curated record. Gene Ontology annotation, cellular component: plasma membrane; cytoplasm; nucleus. Gene Ontology annotation, biological process: negative regulation of proteasomal ubiquitin-dependent protein catabolic process; diadenosine triphosphate catabolic process; purine nucleotide metabolic process. NCBI's taxonomy places the organism in Eukaryota, Metazoa, Chordata, Mammalia, Chiroptera, Phyllostomidae. The coding region runs from base 765 to 1214 and encodes 149 amino acids. Gene Ontology annotation, molecular function: ubiquitin protein ligase binding; bis(5'-adenosyl)-triphosphatase activity.